Molecule: messenger RNA, 1135 nt
Organism: Diuraphis noxia (Russian wheat aphid)
Lineage: Eukaryota; Metazoa; Arthropoda; Insecta; Hemiptera; Aphididae
Product: eukaryotic translation initiation factor 3 subunit I-like
Biological process (GO): cytoplasmic translational initiation
Cellular component (GO): eukaryotic translation initiation factor 3 complex, eIF3m; cytoplasm
Molecular function (GO): RNA binding; protein binding; translation initiation factor activity
Source: RefSeq, a predicted model, not a curated record
AUAACGGGUGAACACACUUUCCGGGUAGGAUUCAUCCACGAUUUAAGUAUUAAGGCUAUAGGGCCAAUAUUUUAAUUUUUAGUAAAAUCUAUCCCCUCACUUUUUCACCAUGAAACCUUUAAUGUUACAAGGGCACGAGCGUGCCAUUACUCAAAUUAAAUACAACAGAGAGGGUGAUUUAUUGUUCUCAUCUGCCAAGGACGUAACACCAAAUGUUUGGUAUUCGUUGAAUGGUGAACGUCUUGGCACGUACAAUGGCCAUACUGGAGCUGUGUGGUGUAUUGAUGUUGAUUGGAAAACCACAAAAUUUUUGUCCGGAGCUGCAGACAACACCUUAAGGCUUUGGGAUGUUGCUACUGGUGUGGAGAUUGGUAAUAUUAGUAGUAAUUCGGCCGUGCGUACGUGCUCAUUCAGCUAUUCAGCUGAUCUUGCUAGUUACUCAACAGAUCAGGCCAUGAAACAAGAUUGUGAAAUUUUUAUAGUGGAUGCUCGAGAUGAUGAAUCUUUUAAAAGUAGCGCUCCAAUUUUGAGAAUGACUGUACCAGAUUCCAAAGUGACUUCCUUAAUUUGGGGUACAUUGGACCAUACAAUCAUUACUGGACAUGAAGAUGGUGCCAUUACUCAAUGGGAUUUGAGAACUGGAAAGAGCAUUGAAUCUGUUAAAGACCAUCAAGGAUCAAUCAAUGACAUGCAAAAGAACCGACAAGGUACUAUGUUCGUUACUGCAUCAAAAGAUAAAACCGCAAAAUUAUUUGAUGUUGAUGAUUUAUCGGUCCACAAAGUUUAUGUGACUGAACGACCUGUCAACAGUGCUUCUCUUUCACCUAAAUAUGAUCAUGUYGUAUUGGGUGGUGGUCAAGAUGCUAUGGAUGUAACAACAACAGCAGCGCAAGCAGGAAAAUUCGAUGCCCGAUUCUUUCAUGUAGUUUUUGAAGAAGAAUUUGCAAGAGUAAAAGGUCAUUUCGGUCCAAUAAAUUCAUUAGCGUUCCAUCCAGAUGGUGAAAGUUUCAGUACUGGUGGAGAGGAUGGUUUCAUUAGGGUACAAUCAUUUGAUCCAACUUACAAAGAAUUUAGAUUUGAUUAUUGAUUAUUUAUUCUACUGUCAAUGUUAAUUCAAAAAAAAAAAAAAAAAAAA